GGAGGAAGGUGUCACAUGACCCGUCAAGUCGGAAGUAUCUGCUCGGGUGAGGGAAGACAGCCUCGGGAGCAAAACGUAACACGACGAGCCUGACGAAAACCGCCGCCGCCUCAUUCUCCGUCCGUAUCCCGCAGCCAUGAACGCCAAGAUGUAUUUGGUCUCCGUGGUGGUCGCGGCUUUCAUGUGCGCGUCCGCCGCGUCGGACUCAGAUGGAUGCGCCUCUCUCGGGUGUAGCGCAUGCGAAGCCAACACCGACUGCCAGUGGUUGAACUGCACGUCAUCAUCAGGUGUCGUGGGCUGUCAUAACGUGACUCUCCGGGAUGCAAACACCACCUGUAGCAAUGACAGUUGCUCCGCCGCUCCAAACAUGUCAACCCAGAUUCCCACCGUAAUAUCCCAAACCUCUACUGCCACUACCUUUGCCAACACCACCUCUCAGACCUCUCAGCCCAUCACAGCCAAUUCGACCAACACUUCCACGCCUGCGCCGACAGCCGGUCUCAACGGCACCACAGUUGCAACCUCAACCGCGUCCACUGCUUCAAAUGGCUCCACGUCAAUCGCCCCAGUGACGCAUUCUCCGGCCCCUCACAAGAGCUCCACGUUUGACGCCGCCAGCUUCAUCGGCGGCAUCGUGCUGGUGCUGGGCCUGCAGGCUGUGCUGUUCUUUUUCUACAAGUUCUCCAAGUCAAAGGACCGCAACUACCACACCAUUUGAGGCUGUACCGCGCGCGCUCAGGUCCACGCCUCUCAGAAUAAUCUCGACCAAUCAAAGCGCUCCCGUCCAUCCCCUUAAACUGUGUUUUUCCGAGCUUGUUUUUUUUUUUCUUUCUUACCCCCUCCUUAACUUUGUUUGAAUCAGUUUUUCCUGCAAAUUGAUGUUAUUUAAAGCCUCCUCGUCGAAUUGAAGUGGUGAUUGCAGAGGAGGAAACAUUGUUGGAGUUGUGAUUUGAUAACUGCAAAGGUUUAGUUCAGCUUUUAGCCUGUUGUCAUUUGUCGGUCCCCUCCCCCUUAACGCUGUUUUAUCUUGUAUAUGUUGGUCAUAGUUUAUUUGAAAAGUUCUGGUUAUACCCACAGUUGGCAAAUAAUAUGUCAGGCGGGUGGCUCCAUUUUUUGUUCUUUGUCGCGCUGGGCAAAGAUCACCCGAAACAAGUUAUAAAGUCUGAACUGCCCUAAAGAGCAGCUACAUGCAAUAAAACAUUUAAGUCCAUCUCCUGGCCAUUGUCACCUUUAGAUCCCCACCGGCUGUCCGGUUGCGGAGGUGGUCUUCAAAAAAAUGAAAGAUUGUACAGUAUUUUUAGGAAUAUAGAGAAUUUGUUUAACGAGGAGUUGGAAGCACUUUUCCUUGAUGGGGACCGUAAUACAAUAGGAGUCAAGUGCCUUUACAUGUCUGGUGUGGUUUCACGAGGAAACCUGAAGGGGGGAUGAUUGUAUUUCUACCUGCUUGAGUGCAAUGUUGUGUAUCCCAGCUGGACGGAAGAGCCUUUGUUAAACAGGGAAAGACCAUAGAAGCCGAGACUUAUUAUUUAGUCAUAUUUCUCCCCCCCCCCCCCUUUUUUUUUUUUUGCCCCCACUUGAAGUCAAUAAGUUUGUGUUAUGGUCUUAUCAACCUCCCACCUCACUUCGUGUUGGUGUAAAGUUCUUGUUACACUCCCGAUCAGUGAGUCUAGCUUUGUUUGGAUUAUUGUUAUUAUAGUUAGAAAGUGUUUGGAAAUGCAAGGUCGGUUUGGCUAUGCGCUGCUAUCCGUGUAGUUUGUCUCUCCCCUCCCCGUUUUUUGUCUGCUGUCAUGUCGUCGGACGUGUCCAUCUUAGGUUUUCGUGAAGUUCAGGGAAGUCUUAAUGAAGGAAUGUCAGUCUUUUUGCCUUUUUUUUUUUUUUUUCAAUUUACAGAGCUCAUCGGUGAAUUUUAUGGUGAUUUAUAUAUUUUUUUGCAUGGCGGAUGUUUAUUUCCUCUUGAUACGCAACAAGGUCAGCGUGAUUCACACCUGGGCCAAAGUGGACUUAGAUUUGAUGUGUGGAUAUUUCUUUGAGCUGGGAAUAGCACAAGGGCAAAAAUACUGUAAGGUGUCAUUUUUUUUAAAGAUGUUUUAAAUUAUCAUAACAUCCGUAUCCAAAAUUAUUAAACCCAUAUGAAAUACAGGCAUCACCAAACAUAAAAAUAGCCAAGAUGGUUAGAUACUAGAUACCUAAAUAGGGACUAUUGGAACUUUGCUGUGGAUUCAUAGCUCUUAGGGUUUAGAAGAUCACAAAAAUAUCGAGUUUCUUCCAAGUUGUCGGUGAUAGGAGUAAUUUCAAACAGAUGAUGGAUGAUGAAAUAUUUUUGACUGGUCGACUAUCACUUUGUCAUUUCCACCUAAAAAUGUACAUCGGCCCCCAGCGGUUGGCAGGCAUCCGGUCCAUCGUCUACCCUGUCAGCUCAUCCUAAUGAAGACGAGUGCUUUAAAUAUUAGAUGGAUGUACUUUGGCCAGGUAGUGAAUAAUUUUGGGUGUUAUUUGCGCCUACGGAUUUUUCCACACAGAAAAACCACUUGAUAAAUCAUGAAGAGAUUGCCUUGAAACCGUGAGCCAUCGACGCCAAAUUCCUGUGUUGCCAUGAAACUUUUAAGCAUUGCACUGACAAGCUUUGUUUGUACAAUUGUGAAACCAAUUCGAAUGCUCGUGUAGGGUGAGACCACACAGUAUAGAAUAUAAACUCGCCAUCAUCAUACAAUCACCAGGUGGCAUUAGGCUACAGCCCAAAGACGCACAGUGACUUUUUUGCCUUAGCUACAUCUGAUUUUUUGCCUUAGCCGCAUCGAAGUUUUUGCCCACAUCUCCAAUGCUGCUGCAUCAUCGGGCCUAAAUUCCUGAAAGAAGACAAUUAUCACAUGCGCACAUUGUUGCUACAUCCAAACACACGUUCAUUGUCGCUUGCUUCUCGCUCAGCUCUCCUGCACAUCUUCAGGAAAAGUGCCUUAUUCAGUUAAGUUUGUAAGAGGGGGUAAAAAAAGAGAGCCUACAUUCAGCUCAAUGCUUAUUACACUUGGUCAUCAGCAUUUUCAUUUUUUUUCCCGUCAUGCGGUUUGCCGUCAUGCCUUGCCUUAACUUUAUCUAGAUCUGUAUGAAGUAUUUUGAAACACAAUUAUUGGACACUUCCUUAUGAUAUAAAGUGAUCUCUGUUCUGAAAAAAAAAAAUCUUGUUUUCCACCAAGAGGCGGUACAGUUCGGCUGAAUUUGAUGUGGAAUUGGUCACAAAUACGCAGUUUAACAUCGUCAUACACCAGCGAGACGGUUUUUGGUUUGUGGUAAUUAGAGAAAAUGAUUAAAUUACUGCUUUUUUUUUUCUUUUCAUUUAAUUUCAUUGGAAUUUUCAUUGGAACAUGACAGCGACCUCUGCACAAACAUUUCAUACCCAUGGGAAAAAAAAUCACUGAAAUGUCCGCCACAUCAAAACGGUACGCAAACUGACAUUUUGGGAGUAAAAUGCGUACUGAACUCGAUGUCUUGGUGAGAACGAUUCUUUUAACACAUCACGGGAAGACUUUUCAAGCUGGCCAGUAAGUUUUAAAAAAAAUCUUUCACUCCUUUUAGUGUUUAUUUCUGUUAAUAAAUAAAAAAAAAAAAAACCCUCCCUGCAUGGCCCAAUGGUCUGAUUUAUACGUGUGCACAAUUACACACACACACUCACACACACUGGAGUGCCAUCCAUUUGUGUUGCGUUCUCACCGCCAUCCAUCCAUCUCCUUGGUACGAUUCCAAUGGCUAGCUACAAAAAAAAAGUGCCCCUUUUGGUUUUUCCUUAUGUCUUUGCAUUGUUUUCCAAAUGUUGCAGCCUGUUGAGCCAAUAAAGUUUGUUCAAACAGUCA
This is a messenger RNA of Syngnathoides biaculeatus (alligator pipefish), 3845 nucleotides long. RefSeq names its product CD164 molecule, sialomucin (gene cd164). Gene Ontology annotation, cellular component: cytoplasmic vesicle. Bases 137 to 718 code for a protein of 193 amino acids. NCBI's taxonomy places the organism in Eukaryota, Metazoa, Chordata, Actinopteri, Syngnathiformes, Syngnathidae. The record is from RefSeq and is a predicted model, not a curated record. The transcript has 6 exons.